Malurus melanocephalus (red-backed fairy wren) is the source of this 2201-nucleotide messenger RNA. RefSeq names its product transmembrane protein 263 (gene TMEM263). NCBI's taxonomy places the organism in Eukaryota, Metazoa, Chordata, Aves, Passeriformes, Maluridae. Bases 471 to 821 code for a protein of 116 amino acids. The transcript has 4 exons. The record is from RefSeq and is a predicted model, not a curated record.
UGUCUGCUGCUGCUGUCUGAAGCAGCAUUAUUGGCCAGCUGAAAUUGGCCCCAUCUUUUGAGUUUUUUCGUUGCUGCCCACAAAUAUCUGAGUAGUGGCAUUGAAACAGUUUUCACUGGCUGCUGCUUGGGCCAGGUUUGCUGUGCUGAGACAGAAGGGUUUUUUUUUGUUUGUAAAGUCAGAAAAACACCAAGAGCAUCCACUGAAGCUGUCUGUGAUGGUAGAGCCCUCUUCUCAACAGGAGGCUAAAACUUUACACAAAUUACUGUUCAAGAGCUGCAGGCUCAUUGAGGAGGAUUUGUGUCUUCACUUGGAUUGCCAUGCUUCAUAGCAAUCCUCGUGGCAGCACCUGGARCAAGUAAAAUGAUCUCCAUUGCCCAGAAGAGUUGGUGUUUUGAUGAGGUCUAUGCAGAGUACUUCUGGGGAAACAACUAACUAGAAAUCCUCACAAAAGAGUCUAUUUGGCAAUAAUGAAUCAAAUGGACAAAAAUCAACAGGAAGUCCCAUCAUACCUUCAUGAUGAACCACCAGAAGGGUCACUCAAAGAUCACCCACAGCAGCAGGCUGGCAUGCUUUCUCGUGUGACUGGUGGCCUCUUCAGUGUCACAAAGGGAGCUGUUGGUGCCACGAUCGGGGGUGUUGCUUGGAUUGGAGGGAAGAGCUUGGAAAUCACCAAAACAGCAGUGACAUCUGUGCCUUCCGUGGGAGUGGGGCUGGUCAAAGGAAGYGUUUCUGCUGUAGCUGGAGGCGUUACAGCUGUAGGAUCUGCUGUUGCAAGUAAAGUGCCUUUAACAGGAAAAAAAAAGGACAAGUCUGACUAAAAUGAAAACUGAGAUUCACUCGAUUCUCCAGAAUAUUCUGCCAGUGGCAUUAAUAUCUGCUAAGAUUGGGACCAUGAGAAGCCAUGUGUCUUAGACACUUAAUGUUCUAACGAGUUGUGCAAGUAACUCGWUUUCAUCUGAAAAGGACAGAAGAAGCUUGGCUGGCACAGCCUAUGAGGAUUUAUUAAGAGCCUAGAUUGAAGCUUUGUAUCUGGUGAAAUGUUACACUUGAUAACUAUAGAAGUGAGUAAGUGUAUCUGAAGGAAUAAUAUUUGAAUAUUCAUUUACUGUAAAUCUUCUGCAGUUUUGGACUAAAAUGUGAAUGUAGAAGCUGGGUAGUCUCUGAUGCCAUGGAUACGACAAGAUGCCAAUUACUGUUCUCAGUGGUUUCCACAUCCUCCUGCUAAGAAUCCUUCAGCUGUGUGAAGCAUUGUUGGAUGUACCCAGUCUUGGUUGUGAACCUGUAUUUGCAGGCAGCCUGUAACUAUCCCUGACUGCAUUCUGCCAGUGAAGACUGGAGCAAAUAGAACUGGAGGUGUGCAGAAAUUAGUAAAUGAGAAUGGUAGGUAGAAGUGAAAAAGGUUAAACAGCGUGGUAGAAGGGUUCAUAAAGAGUAAACUAACUCAAUGCCUUAUUAGAAGAAAAUCUCUUUUUACUAGGUGAAGCUGUGUAAAGAACUGUCCUGUCGUUUCAGUGCAGUUCACAGAAUGAGCCUCAGGCUCUUUACAAAUGCUGGUAUCUGAAACUUGUUCAAUUUUUUUUCUGAAAACGUGAUUGCUCCAUCUCAGGUGUAUUUAAUACUACGCAUCUGUCUCCUGCAAGUGAGAACUUGCUUCUAAUAAACUUCUUMUAGACACUAGAAAAAUGAGGGCCUAAUGGAAACUGGGCUGGUGUUUGUGGUCACCUAGCACAAGUAACUUGCUAGAAAUUCUUCUGUGUAGCUGGAAACCACUGAAGAACCAGCAGAGCUGUUCUUUCAACUCCAUGAUACACCAGGUUAGCUUUUUGCUCUGUUUAGGCAAAUGGAAGGAAUUUUUCACUACAUCUCUCAUGAUUUUUUUUUAGUAAAAUGCAAUACUUCUAUUUAAAACAAACCAAAAAUGGUAGAUGAGGCCUUUGAAAACAAACAAACAUCAUUCAAGUACUUUGUAUACUGACAGAUUACAAAUGUUGAUACCUCAGAUGGGAACACCUGUACAUCCUCUGCAGCAUGUGAGGCAAAAUGCAUUUGUAAUGGCACAGCAUGACGUUGCCUUAAAAUGUUUGUGAUCUUUUAUUUGUGUACUGAUUUUGCAAAUAAGUAACUCCUUUGGAAGUCCAUGAAAGGCAUCUAUUCAUGUUUUGUAUGCAGUAUUUUCUAAAAACUUGUGUUCUUCUGGA